AAAUUAGCUCAUCUGUACUGCAUUCCAAGUGAGGUCAUUGUCAUCUUUGAUGGACCAGCCAAGCCCACUAUCAAGAGAGGCACGCACAUCAUGAAAACUCCGCCAUGGUUGACAGAACCAUUCAAGCACUUUGCACAGACAUUGGGAUUUGCCGUCCAUGAUGCUGCUGGUGAGGCUGAGGCAGAACUUGCUGCACUUAGUUGCAGUGGUGUUAUCGAUGCGGUCAUCACUGAGGAUAGUGAUGCACUGGUAUUUGGGGCUUCACAUGUCUUCAGGAGUUGCUCUGACAACAUUAUUAUCUACUCUGCUGACAAUAUUCAGCAACAUGGAGAGGUAAUGCUCUCUAAUGGCGGCCUUCUGCUUAUGGCUCUGUUGUGUGGUGGUGACUACCAUGCUGUGGGUGGAGAAUGGCACGUGGAUUGGCACAAUAUGGUAUUGGUGACUGAUCUCCUUCAAGAGGCUCAGGCCCAUUCACUCACAUCAAACCAUGAAGGACUGAAGGACUAUAUCUGUGGCUGGUCCUGUCACCUGCAAGAAAUCCUUGUCAAGGAUCCACUUGGCCACAUUGGCUGGCAUCACCCCAGGUUUUUGAACAAUGUUCCUGACAAUUUUCCUGAUGUAUCAGUUGUACUGGCAUAUGUCAAACCCCCGACCUCUGCACAGCCAGUCAGUCAUGAUUUCAUCCACUCAAAGGUCUUGGACUUAGAGAAUCUCGCAUACCUGUGUGAGUUCCACUUUUGCUGGUCAAAAUACACACUCCCAGGCCCAGUAAGAGAUGCAGAGAGUAUGGGGACUAUGUGGAAGUUGCAGGACUACAUUUGGCCUGGAAUCUGUAUCCAUGUGCUUCUAGAGGUGAGCUGGCCAGUGCGUAUUUACUGUCACACUACCCCAUUCUGA
This is a messenger RNA of Suillus subaureus, 897 nucleotides long. RefSeq names its product PIN domain-like protein. The annotation marks the transcript as partial. The record is from RefSeq and is a predicted model, not a curated record. Gene Ontology annotation, molecular function: 5'-flap endonuclease activity. NCBI's taxonomy places the organism in Eukaryota, Fungi, Basidiomycota, Agaricomycetes, Boletales, Suillaceae. The transcript has 4 exons.